Messenger RNA from Pieris macdunnoughi, 1101 nucleotides. Lineage: Eukaryota; Metazoa; Arthropoda; Insecta; Lepidoptera; Pieridae. The record is from the annotation of a GenBank genome assembly.
AUGAUUGUUAUUUAUGCAAUAAUGAUUACUGGAUGUAUCAACGCAUCGAACUUGGAGAAGUUUCAACUGAAAAUCGCACAACAUGAGUUGUAUGAAGACGGCGAAAAGUUAGUUGAAGAUAUCCUGAAAGAUAUGGAGACGUCACCAAUCUUACACGUUGAGCAAAAAGAAGGUGGCACGCAACUGAAGCUAAUUAUUGACUACCCAAAUGGAGUGCAAGCGUUGUUCAAGCCAAUGAGAUUUGCAAGAGACGUCCAAACGUUGCCAAAUCACUUCUACUUCUCGGACUAUGAGCGUCACAAUGCUGAAAUUGCCGCGUUUCAUUUGGACAGAAUACUCGGCUUCCGGAGAGCGAUGCCAGUUGUCGGUCGAGUUCUAAACAUGACGACGGAAAUAUAUGACGUGACGGAGGGCGACAUCCUCAAGACAUUUUUCGUGUCGCCAGCAAACAAUUUUUGCUUUCAUGGAAAAUGCUCCUACUACUGUGAUACUGGUCACGCGAUUUGUGGCAACCCAGAUAUGUUAGAAGGGAGCUUCGCAGCGUUCCUACCGUCCUCGGAUCUAGCUGAACGAAAGGUAUGGAGACACCCGUGGAGGCGAUCGUAUCACAAACGACGAAAAGCUCAGUGGGAAUUGCAGUCGGAUUAUUGCGAUACGGUCCGUACAACUCCACCAUACGAUUCAGGUAGAAGACUCCUGGAUCUAAUGGAUAUGUCCAUAUUUGAUUUCCUUACGGGUAAUAUGGACAGACAUCAUUACGAAACUUUUAAAAUGUUUGGAAACGAAACAUUUACCCUGCAUUUGGAUCAGGGUAGGGCCUUUGGAAAGGCUCUUCAUGAUGAACUCAGCAUUUUGGCACCGCUGCUGCAAUGCUGCCUCGUACGGCAUACUACACUCGCUGUACUUCUAAAAUACCACAACGGAGUACCACUAUCUUCGGUUCUCCGGGAGUCAAUGAGGGUUGAUCCGGUCUCCCCAAUCUUGUGGGAGCCACACUUAGCUGCUUUAGACCGACGUUUGGUCACCGUUCUUGAUGCUAUCAGAAAAUGUGUUGAAAAAGCUGAAAAUCCUUUACAAAAUGAACUUAAUGACAUUGUAUGA